Penicillium daleae is the source of this 450-nucleotide messenger RNA. RefSeq names its product E2 SUMO-conjugating protein UBC9. The coding region runs from base 1 to 450 and encodes 149 amino acids. Gene Ontology annotation, cellular component: nucleus. Gene Ontology annotation, molecular function: SUMO conjugating enzyme activity. Lineage: Eukaryota; Fungi; Ascomycota; Eurotiomycetes; Eurotiales; Aspergillaceae. Gene Ontology annotation, biological process: protein sumoylation. The transcript has 3 exons. The record is from RefSeq and is a predicted model, not a curated record.
AUGACUCUCUGCUUGAACCGUCUUCAGGAAGAGCGGAAGCAGUGGCGGCGUGACCACCCUUUUGGGUUCGUCGCAAAGCCUCAGCGCACCCCGCAGGCGACCCUGGACCUGAAGCGCUGGGAGUGCGCCAUCCCUGGCAAGAAGGACACUCUGUGGGAGGGUUGUGUGUUGAAGUUGGAACUGAUCUUUCCCGAUGGCAAAUUCACUCCCCCGCUGUUCCACCCUAAUGUCUACCCGUCCGGCACGGUCUGCCUUUCAAUUUUGAACGAGGAGGAAGCGUGGCGACCCGCAAUCACCAUCAAGCAGAUCCUUCUUGGCAUCCAGGAUUUGCUCAAUGACCCAAACCCCGAGUCGCCCGCGCAGGCUGAUGCCUACAACCUCUUCAAGAAGGAUCGUCCGGCAUAUGAGCGGCGCGUCCGCCAGGUUGUGAGGGAGAACCCGCCGAUGUAA